Messenger RNA from Rotaria sordida, 858 nucleotides. NCBI's taxonomy places the organism in Eukaryota, Metazoa, Rotifera, Eurotatoria, Philodinida, Philodinidae. The record is from the annotation of a GenBank genome assembly.
AUGCUUAUAUUAUUUAUUGAGACUGUACACAGUCAGACAACAACAGCAAACAUUGCACGAAGGAAAUUGAUUCCAUUUGGUCCUGAACAUGGUGAUGCAACGUUGGUUCGUGGUGAUGAUCAAAUCUCUGAUCCAAUAAAUAUUCCUAUACGUUUUCCAUUCUUCAAUCAUAAAUAUGAUGAAAUCAAAAUUCAAAUCAACGGUAUGAUUUUAUUUGGCAAUCAAUCCUAUCAGAGUCUUAGUUAUACACCAAGACGUUUUCCUGUUGAUGGGAUCAUUUGCGUUGCACCAUUUUGGGCUGAUGUUCUCACAAGAGAUGACUCAACCGGCAAUAUUUUCUAUCGUCAAAUUACAGAUCAAUCAACUCUGAGUGAACUUGACCAAAUUGUGGCAAAUGCGUUUCCUGGACAAGCUACACAUCGAUUCAUCUGGGCUUAUGUUGUUACAUGGUAUGAAGUACCUGGUUAUGGUCUAUCUUCGCUGUAUCGCAAUACGUUUCAAGCAAUUAUAACUACAAAUGGAAUAAACUCAUUUUCUAUUUAUAACUACGAUAAGCUACAAUGGACGGUUGGUUCAGCGUCAUCAUCUGUUCAUGCCCAGGCUGGAUUCAAUGCUGGCGACAUGAAAAAUUAUUUUCUCAUUGACAAAUCAUUUACACCACAAGUAGUCCAACUUGUCGACAAUUCAAAUAUUCAAUUUCCCGGUCGAUUUAUAUUUUCAAUUAGUGGUGAUAUUGCUGAUGUUGAAUGUAAUACACCUGAUGGACUACAAGUUGCACCAUUUCGGGGUCCACCAGAAGGUGGCUACGAAAUACGAUUAUAUGUUGUACUGCAACAUUCACGUAUAUUACAUGUAUGA